Molecule: messenger RNA, 2225 nt
Organism: Melospiza georgiana
Lineage: Eukaryota; Metazoa; Chordata; Aves; Passeriformes; Passerellidae
Gene: NAT9
Product: N-acetyltransferase 9 (putative)
Exons: 6
Coding region: 283-906 (207 amino acids)
Biological process (GO): protein acetylation
Molecular function (GO): N-acetyltransferase activity
Source: RefSeq, a predicted model, not a curated record
CGGGGUCUGUGCGCAUGCGUGGGAGGCCGUAGGGCGGGCGCGCGUGAGCUCCCGGUGCCGGUUCCCGUCGGUCCCGGGUCCCCUACCCAGCCCCGGGGUCCCGUCGGGAUGGCGGAGCUGCGAUUCGGGCCUGUUAAUGCGGCCGCAUUGGUGCGACCUGGGCCAUCCGUAUUCUGAGAGCUGCCUCUCGCUCCAGAAAGGCGCCAGGCCGCGUUGCCCCAUCCCUUGGCCUCGCCGGGCACACGGAGCGGGGUGCCGGGUCUCCCCCUCAGUGCAGAGGCCAUGAAGAUUAACCAGGACACGGUGCUGCGGGGCAAGAAGGUGACGCUGGUGCCCUACACCGCUGCACACGUGCCCCGGUACCACGAGUGGAUGCAGUCGGAGGAGCUGCAGCGCCUGACGGCCUCGGAGCCCCUGAGCCUGGAGCAGGAGUACGAGAUGCAGCGCAGCUGGCGGGACGACACUGACAAGUGCACCUUCAUCGUGCUGGACUCGGAGCUCUGGCCUGGGCAGGAGGAGGAGAACUCCAUGGUUGGGGAUGUGAAUCUCUUCCUCACCAACACCGAGGACCCGACUGUGGGCGAGAUCGAAAUCAUGAUUGCAGAGCCCAGCUGCCGUGGCAGAGGGUUUGGCAAGGAGGCAACUCUGCUGAUGAUGGCCUAUGGAGUGAGAAAACUGGGGAUCACCAAGUUUGAGGCUAAGAUUGGUCAGGAAAAUGAAGCCAGUAUCUGCAUGUUCAAAAAGCUUCACUUUAAGGAGGUUGCUGUGAACAGCAUUUUCCAGGAGGUGACCCUGAGGCUGGAUGUCAGUGACCAGGAGAGACAGUGGCUCCUGGAGCAGACAAAGCACGUGGAGGAGAAGAGUUACGCUGAGCUGAAGCAGCCAGCUGGGGUGCAGGACAGCUGACAGACACCUCCAGACACCAGCUGGGUUUCCAGGGAGAAGUUGGACGUUGUUGCAAGGUCUGGGUGUGGAGGACACCAGAGAGCCAACAGUGGAGCUGUUCUGUCUCCUUCAGCUGCUUUGUCAUCUUGUCAACUUUGCACUUUGCUCCCCCAGCCAGGAUUACUGCCUGAAAUUUGGACCUGGGGAACAGCCACUAACUCAUAGGUUUGGCUAGGAAUGACUCUGACUUUGAUUUGCUGUUCCAACAGAGCCUAAAAUCACCAGCAGUGAUUCCUGGACAAGCAGAAACUUCUCCCACUGCUCUUAAAUCAGGAUUCAUCAGCGAGGAGGUUUCAUAUACUGGCAGCUCAUUCUUUUUUACUCUUGAAUAAAAAAUAAAAAAAUCACAAAGAUUCUGAAGUGCCUGAGCACUAUGUGUGGCUAAGCUGCUUUCUUUGGCAGCUCAAAAAGUGGCUCAGAAGUUGUAAAGGACAGCAGAGACCCUUUAAACCCAGUUUCCUGGGGUGUGGUAGGUUGCAGGGGGGCACUGCUGGGUCCUGGCAGGGAGGAGCUCAGAUGGGGGUGAGCACAAACAAAGGGCAAGCUAAUAUGAUGGAAAUUGUUGAUAUUGGCUGAUCAAGGCUGGAGCUGAGCCCCACCACUAUGAGGGGGCUGAGAGCUACAGGAGGCUUCUGAGACAAACCCCCUCCAGCUUCAGGGCUGAAAACCUCAGGCCAGCAGUGAUGUUGCACUUCAUUUUCCUUGGCUGCUUUGCUGAAAGAAAGGAGAAUGCACUGAAAGGAGCCAGCUCCCUUCUUCCACCAGCUCAGGACUCACUCUGCUGAUCCUGGAGGGUCCAUUUGCUGCUCUCCACUAAGAUAAAGAUGAACGUGGGGGAAAGAUCUCUUGCUGGGGGGCAGAUGUACUUAGGGCAGGAGUUAUCCAGCCUCUAGAUCUGAGGUCCAUGGAUGAAAAAGAGGCACUUGCCUGACUCCCACUGGACAAACUUCCCUGUGCAGUGACUCAGCCUGACCUGUCCUGCCCUACACACACUGUCCACAGCAGGGAAGCUGCUAAGAGUAGAGGACAGAAGGUAAGAAGGAUAACUGAUGCUCCUUUGUGUUUUCAUACUGUAACAGCAGCUCAAAUCCUAGACCGCAAAUUAUCUGUUUCAGUGGUAGAAGAUCAGGUAAUAACUUUCAGAUUUGCCGAGGGAUGUUUUGGAGAUUGGCAGUCUGUGGAAUUUUUAUUGUUGCUGUGCCUGUGUUUGUAGGGCCUGGGGGCUUUAGUUUUCCAAUUUUAGCUAAUUUAAAUACAUUAUUCCUGUGACUAAUAUUAAA